Messenger RNA from Acytostelium subglobosum LB1, 2676 nucleotides. RefSeq lists its product as hypothetical. Bases 1 to 2676 code for a protein of 891 amino acids. Lineage: Eukaryota; Evosea; Eumycetozoa; Acytosteliales; Acytosteliaceae. The transcript is spliced from 5 exons. Gene Ontology annotation, cellular component: Golgi apparatus. The record is from RefSeq and is a predicted model, not a curated record.
AUGUCAGACCAACAACAACAACAAGGGGCUCCACCUGUAUCCCUUGAGAAAUCAUCAAGGGAGGAACUUGCAGAGUUUAUAAAGAAACAGGCUGUGCAUAUUAAGAAGUUGGAAUCAGUGUAUCAGAGAUUGAAGAAGGAGAAUGGUGAUGCCACAGCAAAGAUUGCAAAUAUGGAGGAGGAGGCAGUACAUCAGAAACAGAUAAUGGGCACGAUGAUCAAGUCGCUCGAGGACAAGGUCAAGACCGCCGUGAUGGAGAGGGAGCGCAUUGAGGAGGAGCUGCACGCUCGCUUCCAAAUCGAGAAGAAGAUGUAUGUGGAGGAGCGUGCACGUCUACAACAAGCCAUCCAACAACAUGGUGAUAUAAUGCGCGCGGCUGCCGAGGAGCGUCAGCGAAUGAUGCAACAGGCCGACACGCAGCGUGAGUCGUUGCAGCGCGAGAUCAACGAGCUUCUCAACAAGGUGCAGGACUUGGAGAUACAGAACAACACAAGCAGUGUCGACGGCAGCAAUGACAACAGCAAGGAGGCCACGGACGAUCAGCAACAGGACCGUGGCAGCGACCCAUCACACGAACCAUCGGACGACCAGCAACAAGAUCAGGGCAGUGAUCCCACCACCAAGACAACCAGCUCGAACGCUGCACAUGUCGAAGAGGUCCAGCAACUCAGAUCAUCAAUAUUCCAGCUCCAACAAGAGAUUGAUCAACUGUGGAGCAAUGUCUCAAGUGCCAACGAUGAGCCAAGAGAGGAGAUCAGUCGUUUGACACAGGAGUUGAUAGAGAAGGGAGCAGCCUUCAAUGAUGUAGGUGAACAGCUACGCACAAGAGACGAUGAACUGAGGCGAACAAUGGAGGCACUCACAGGCAGAGAUAAUGAGAAAAAGAGAUUGAGUGAUGAUUUGGCAUCUGUACAGGAGUUGCUCAAGACAAAGGAUGCACAGUUACAACAGCUACAACAGACAAUGGAAGAGACAGAACGAGAAGUUGAGCGGGUGACUGGCGAGCUGGCCAAGCUGGCCCAGACGAUCAAGGCUAAGGACGACCAACUGUCGGCGCUCCAGACACAGCAACGCAGCCGCGAGGAGGAGGUCAACACAUUGCUGGCGACCAAGGUAUCGGCAAGCGAGCACCUGGAGGAGGAAGAGAAGAAGCUGAACGAGAAGGUACUCAAGCUCAAGAACCUGCUGGUGGUCGCACAGAAGCAUGUCUCAGAGCAGAAGAAACAGAUCGCCGACAAGAACACCGAGACAACUGCGUUGAACGACCGGAUCAAGGAGCUGGGCGACACGAUCAAUGAACUAAGCGCCAAGGUCAAGGAGCUGGAGGUGUGUCGCGACGAGAGCGAGUCCGUGGCCAAUGAGUUCCACGAGAUGAAACGCAACUAUGACUACAACCUGCAAAGGAUCAAGAUAUUGGACAGUCAGCUGGCCAGCACCAAUGCCAAUCUGAAACAGGCACAGGAUGAGUACAAUGACUAUCGCAUCAAGGUUCAUCACGCACUAAAGCAGAAGCAGGAGGUGCAGCAGGAUCACAUGGACGAGAUUGAUGUCAGUGCCGCUAUCGAGGAGGCACUGGCCAAGCAGCAGCAACAGUACGCAGAGGACAAACAGCAACUGGCCGCCAAGGUCGAGGAGUUAACUGGCGAGGUGGCACGAUUGACCGAUGAGCUGAGCGGGCUCCAGGAGCGAAUGGAUGGCGAACAAGCCGCACAUCAGAAACAGGUUGGCGCACUUCAGAAAGAGAGUCAGGCGCAUGUAGAUACGAUCGAGGACCUGAACACUCAGCUGGCAACACUGCGAGCAGCACCUGCCAACAGCAACAAAGAGGACCAGAUUGAUUAUGAGAAGGAGCUGAGGCAACGCGAUGAGAGGAUGAUUGAGUUGCAGUCACAGUUGAACUUCUUCAAGAGGAAUAGUAACUCAUUGAUGCGAGAGAAGGAUAGAUUGAUUGAGGAGCAAAAGCAUUCAAUUCAAAGUCUCAAAACAGAGGUGGAUAAACUAAGACCUAUCAAUCUCAAUGAAACAGAUGAUGAUCAUGCUCACAAUGAUAACAACCUUGUUGUUGGCAACAAUGGAGUCCAUGAUGGCAAUUCAGGAAUAAGUGGUGGUGGCGAUAGGACAUUGGAAUCCAAUUCAUCGACGUCAACUGGUGAGACAAGACAACUUGUCAAUCCAGAGGAGUUGGACUCCAAGUUCAGCAUCGAACAUCUCUUGCCAUCAUCAUCCAAUGUACUCCCGCCUCGUGAGGACACAUUCUCAUCACUGGAACUGCCUCAAUCACUACCUCUCGAAGUCGAGAGAAUACUAAAUGAAUAUGCAAGAUCCCAGGCAUCUCGAGACGAAGAGUUACGCAAGGCCAAUGCUCAAGCAAGUCUGUUGAAACAACUGUUGGCAGAGAGUGAGAAGAUGGAGCAGAAGCAUUUUGAACAGGAGAAGUUACUCAAGGAGGAGAUAAGGAAGCUUGAACGUUCCAGUUCCAGAGAGGGAUCAAACCUUGAAUAUGUUAAGAAUAUAUUGGUAAAGUUCUUGGAGAAGGAGGACGAGUCAUUGAUACCAGUGCUGUCGACUUUGAUGCAGUUUACACCAGAGGAGUUGAACAAGGUGAUGGAUGCCAGGAAGUCCAGCUCACUCUGGAACAUCACCUCGUCCUACCUAGGUGCAUUCCAUUCGAAAUAA